Molecule: messenger RNA, 4306 nt
Organism: Pogona vitticeps (central bearded dragon)
Lineage: Eukaryota; Metazoa; Chordata; Lepidosauria; Squamata; Agamidae
Gene: KIF17
Product: kinesin family member 17
Biological process (GO): microtubule-based movement
Molecular function (GO): microtubule binding; microtubule motor activity; ATP binding
Source: RefSeq, a predicted model, not a curated record
UCCUUUAAUGGAUUGCUUCCAAUGAAGGCAGUAGUGGGGUCCUACAUUGGCUUAGGUGUGUUAAAAAACUACAACACGGUUCCCUUUCACUGUCACUGCAUUGAACUCUUUGAUGAACUAAGUAGAGAUCCUUAUGCUCAUUCAUUUUUCAUUAUCUUAGGUCACUGCCAUGUAGGUUUUUGGUGUCACUUUUAUGAGGUCACAGCUGGAUUCCAGAAGUGCCCUGGAUUCUUAGAAUACUGUCCCUUCAACCGGCACACUCUUUGUCAGAUCCAGUCACCUUGUAGGGCAAGGAAAAACUGGUGACCUCUCCUAUUCCCUGCCUCUCACCAUCACGGCCCUUCCAAAGCAAGACCAAAGGAAAUUUGCUUGUGCCCCACUGGGUCCUGUUCUCCCUUGCACAACACUGCCUCAAGCGUCUCAUGUCCUUGAGACUUCUCUGGUGGAAUUAUUUGGGAUUCUAUUUCUCCCUGGAAAGCUCAUCACUUGUCCUCUCAAGAUCGUAGGCUGAGAAUUAGCCUGUUGUCUUGUUAUGUACACAGGUAUUCUGUACUGCUAAUAGGGAACAGGAGUGAUCCCUUUUGGUGUCCUCAUACUGCCAAAAAACCAAGCUGCUCUGCGUAUCAGUUGUCCUCACAGUAGCUGCUGCUGCCCCCAUUUUUCUGCCACCUUGUUCUUGACACCCAGCUGAAGCAAGCAGAGGCCCUAUCUUCUGCUGGAAAUCUUCCCUUAGACUUGUUUUUCCCGCACCCUCCCUGCUGCCCAAUUCUCCACAUUUUGAACAUGGCCUCAGAAGCAGUGAAGGUGAUUGUACGCUGCCGCCCUCUCAAUGAGCGUGAAAAACAGCUUGGCUGCAAGGUGGUGGUCAGUGUGGACAGUGCCCGUAGCCAGUGCUCAAUUCAGAAUCCUGCUGCCACAGAUGACCCACCCAAGCAGUUCACCUUUGAUGGGGCCUAUUACAUGAACCAGAAUACAGAAGAUAUCUACAAUGAAAUUGCCUACCCACUGAUAGAGGGUAUUACUGAAGGCUACAAUGGUACUAUCUUUGCCUAUGGGCAGACAGGCAGUGGGAAAUCUUUUACCAUGCAAGGAGUUGUGGAUCCAUCUUCCCAGAAGGGCAUUAUUCCCAGAGCCUUUGAACACUUAUUUGAGAGUGUGCAGUGUGCAGAAAACUCCAAGUUCCUGGUGAGGGCCUCUUACCUGGAGAUCUAUAACGAAGACAUCAGAGACCUCCUUGGUCCAAACACCAAACAGAAACUAGAGCUGAAGGAACACCCAGAGAAAGGGGUUUAUGUGAAGGGCCUCUCUCUGCACACAGUGCACAGCAUUGCUGAGUGUGAACGCGUCAUGGAAACAGGCUGGAGAAACCGAGCUGUGGGCUACACACUGAUGAACAAGGAUUCCUCCCGAUCUCACUCUGUCUUCACCAUCCACAUGGAGAUCUGUGUCACAGAUGAGAGAGGCCAAGAUCACUUGAGAGCUGCAAAACUCAACUUGGUGGACCUGGCUGGGAGUGAGCGGCAAUCCAAAACUGGAGCUGUUGGGGAGCGCCUCAAAGAGGCCACCAAAAUCAACCUGUCUCUGUCUGCUCUGGGCAACGUCAUCUCAGCCUUGGCAGAUGGAAGAUGCAGACAUGUCCCCUACCGAGACUCCAAACUCACCCGGGUGCUGCAGGACUCACUUGGUGGCAACACGAAGACACUCAUGGUGGCCUGCCUGUCUCCUGCAGACAACAAUUAUGAUGAGAGUCUCAGCACCCUACGCUAUGCCCACCGAGCCAAGAACAUCCAGAACAAGCCUCGCGUCAAUGAAGACCCCAAGGAUGCUCUGCUGAGGGAAUACCAGGAGGAAAUCAAAAAGCUCAAAGCUAUUCUGGCACAGCAGAUGAGCAUGAACGUGUCUCCACUAUUACUUUCUGAGCCUACUCAGCCUGAAGUGAAGCCAGAACCUCCUCCUGAAUCCCAAGCAGCUACUGAGAAAGAAAAACAGCUGAUUCGAGAAGAGUAUGAGGAGAGGCUGGCUCAGCUGAAGGCUGAUUAUGAAGCUGAACAAGAGUCUCGGGUCCGGCUUGAGGAGGACAUCAGUGCCUUGAGGAAUGCAUACGACCAGAAAUUCCACACUUUGGAGGAGAAGCUCAGGAAAGGAGGAGAAACCACCCAGCCUCCGGAAGCCAUUGCUGACCAAACUCCUUCGCCUGCAGGCCCUGCUGCAAAAACUGAAGUGCCAGCCAAGGAGUCUGACACAGCUGAACAUCCUGCCCCUGCUGUGACCCAACAAGUGGAAAAAACAAUCAGACCAGGAACACCAGGGACCGAUGCAGCCGAGGAACAACCUAUGCCUGUAAACCAUCAACAAGUGCUUGCCAGGUUGCAGAUGUUGGAACAACAGAUGGUAGGAGGAGAACAGGCCAAGAACAAGGACCUGAAAGAAAAGCAUAGAUGGCGAAAGAAAAUGGCAGAUGAGCGGAAGAAACAGCUGUUGGCAGCCCUACAGAAAUCGGAUGAGGACAGCAGUGACUGGGUCCUGCUCAACGUCUAUGACUCCAUCCAGGAAGAACUGCAUGCCAAAAGCAAAUUGCUGGAGAAGAUGAAGGAAAAGCUGCGGGUUGCUGAAACUGAAAUCAGAGAUCUCCAGUCAGAAUUUGAGCUAGAGAAGAUUGAUUAUCUAGCCACCAUCCGCCGCCAAGAUCGGGAACUCCUCCUUUAUCAGCAGCUCCUGGACCAAGUUCAACCACUCAUACGGCGGGACUGCAAUUAUAGCAGCUUUGAUAAAAUCAAGAGGGAGUCCACCUGGGAUGAGGAAUCAGGCUGCUGGAAAAUCCCAGAGCCUGUCAUUCAAAAGACAAGCCUCCCUGCAGCAGUGUCAUCAUUGUCACAGACCAAAACAGGCAGGAAGAAUUCAUCCUCGGAGAAUGGGGACACAAUCACAGUGCAGGAGGAAGACCGCUACAAGAUGAUGCUGAGCAAGAGCGACAGUGAGAAUAUUGCCAGUAACUAUUUUCGUUCAAAACGAGCAAGCCAGAUUCUCAGUACUGAUGCCAUGAAAAUUCUGGCUUCCCAUAACUCCCCCCUUCUGGUGACCUCCAGCUUGGCACCCAUCCCCUCUGCCCAAACAGUGGAGAUGCCCCAGCCGCGCCCCUUCCGCCUUGAAUCCUUGGACUUUUCUUCUCCAUCAGCCAAGACAAAACACAAGAAAAGCCGGAACAACUUGAACGGAGACCCUCUCUGACCGGCAGGUCACUCGUAAGCAGGGCGCGGUCAUUGCAAAAAGCAACCAAGCAAACCACCCCUUAGGCACAAAUCCUCCUGCAUCCAGAGGAUUUCGACAUGACCUUUAGUCUGGAACCCUUCCACUGGGCAAACUGACCCCGCUGUGAACCAAACUUUCCACAUAAGCAUCUGGCUCUGUGGAAGCUCAAUUUUCAUAAUCUUUCCACUUGUAAAAAGCAGGCUAGGGAGUGUGACAUCGUAUGGAACUACGCACUUCAUAUGGUUAACUGUUCAGAUGCUUUCUGCAUAAGUGGACAAAAGGCCUCGUGCCCCAUAACUGACACUUCAAAUUGUCUGUCUGGAUAAAAGGCACAAGUAUAAGACUUCAUGAGAGAUGGCCAUUUUAUCUUUCAGACGGUGGCAUUUGCUGGAGAGUUACGACUGAAGAAUCAGUGCAUAACAGUCCUAAUAAAAAGAUUCACCCCUCCAAAAGCCGUCCCCCAGUCCCCAUUGUCAAAUUUCAUGAGAGCAAUAAUAUAGCAAUCUUUCAUAAACUGUAAUUAUGACUGGCAUUCCUCUAUAAUUUUCUUAACGAGCAAGCACUGGAGGAAGACACUCAUGCAGUUCUCCAGGCCUGCCUUAGAUUCCUAGGGACAGCUCCCCCCCCACCCUCAAGAUAUUUUAUACAGUAAUUUGUACUUGAGAACUAAUCCAUGUAAGUAUCAGCCAACUCACAACUGACCUGAUUUUCACAAAAAUAAGAAACAUUUGUCUGGGCUCUACCAUAUCAGAUCUCAGACAGAGGCUCAGUAAUGGAACAGUCCUGUGAACUGUAGUUUACUCUGAAACAUUCCUGCGCACUAAAAAGUAAUUAAUAAAAUUCACUUCAUAUAGAAAAUGGACAUGCUCAGAGAGAAGGGCUUUUUGCCUAAUCUCUCUAACAUGGAUUGUUUCCCAUAUGCAAGGACUGUUUUCGUAUAUAGGAAGCAUUCCAUCCUGUGAGGCUCCCCCAUUGCCCAGACAGGCAAUACAUUUCUGUCAGAAUACACUUCUGCCUCAGUUCAAAUCAUAAAUCUGAUUUCCAGAGGGCGCCCCCC